Messenger RNA from Kickxella alabastrina, 598 nucleotides. Its product is annotated as Rpp14/Pop5 family-domain-containing protein. The record is from RefSeq and is a predicted model, not a curated record. Bases 1 to 510 code for a protein of 169 amino acids. The transcript has 4 exons. Gene Ontology annotation, cellular component: ribonuclease P complex. Gene Ontology annotation, biological process: tRNA 5'-leader removal. NCBI's taxonomy places the organism in Eukaryota, Fungi, Kickxellomycota, Kickxellomycetes, Kickxellales, Kickxellaceae.
AUGACAAUUGAAAUUCAAGAACCGUACAUUUGCUUUGAGGUUCUUCAGCAUAACCAAUGCAAUGCUUUGGGGGGCGUGGCAAACCAUCAACAUGCAUUUAUUCUGUCGACCAGGAACAUCAACAGUCUCGUACGCGAGCAGGUCAAGCUAAACUUUGGCGACCUCGGUGCCGGCCACAUAGCAUCCGGAUUUCAAGUGAAAUAUUUCAGUUCGCAGACACGAAUGGGUAUCAUUAAGGUUCCGCGGGACCACUGCCAAAUGGUAACAACAGCGCUAACGCUGGCUACGCACAUUAAUAGAUACCCAUGCGUUGUGCGAGUGUGGCACAUCUCGGGCACGAUCAAAAAAUGCCAAAAGGCGGCCAUUCGGACUGAUCGAGAGCUCAUCAUUUCGUGGUACCGGAAUCAACAGGCUAUUGCCAAAGCGGGUGCGGGCCCCGUCGCAGGCGACAGCUCCCUGGCAGCAAUGCUGAAGGAGUCACAGUCGCAGAUAUCGGCAUUAGAGCUGUGAGCUAACGCAUAUACUCGGUGUAUCUUGCGAGCCAGCCGUCAUCGAGACAUGUUGGUAGUAUUGCCCAUCAACUUUAUUAAAAAUGUAA